Molecule: messenger RNA, 1017 nt
Organism: Capsaspora owczarzaki ATCC 30864
Lineage: Eukaryota; Filasterea; Ministeriida; Capsasporidae
Exons: 4
Coding region: 31-882 (283 amino acids)
Cellular component (GO): membrane
Molecular function (GO): sugar transmembrane transporter activity
Source: RefSeq, a predicted model, not a curated record
UAUUCUUUUUUGAUAUUUUCAGCAAACACAAUGAGCAACGUCUUCUUUAGCACGCUGCUGCCAAUUCUCUGCAUCAUCAUCACAGUGAUCUUGCAGCUCAGUUCCUUACCAGGCAUUCUGGCCAUCCAACGCGCGAAAUCGCUCGGAGGCUUCAGCCCACUCGUUUACCCAUUCUUACUUGCAAACUGCAUCGGAUGGACAGUUUAUGGCAUUAUGAUUAACGACAUGGCGGUAUUUAGUCCGAAUGCGUUCGGGUGCCUGAUGACUUCGUACUACCUGCUGGUCUGCAUCGAGCUGGCGAGCGAGCGGACUGCCAUGAUCAUGCGGCGUUGCGCGUUUGGCCUGACAAUCUACAUGCUGGUCGCGUUUUACGUCACGUCCUUUCACGUUCCCUCGCAAGAUGACAAGCAGCUCGUGAUCGGGUUGGUGACGAACAUUGUCCUGUUCUGCUUCUUUGCCGCCCCAUUGAUGUCGAUGCGCCAAAUUCUGCAGACUAAGCGAGCAAAUUCCAUCUCUGUACCACUCAACUGCACGACCCUGAUCACUUGCGCCGUGUGGGUGGUGUACGGCAUCGACCGCGACGAUGUGUUCAUCUACGUGCCGAACGGCGUCGGCUUUCUCCUGAAUUUCACCCAGCUAGUCCUGGUGAUUGUCUUUGAAGGCGUCGGCGCUCUCAUGUGCUGGAAGCGCAGCACUGUUCGGCCUGCAGAUGCCACGGAUCUUGAGCUAAUCAGUGAGAAUGUGGAUGCUCACAAGCAAGAGUUUUCGACCGCCGUGCAGGUGGAGGUGCUUGCUCAUCCCGCGGCCCUCUCCGAGCCCAGCACAUCGUCUGUUUCGUUAUUGCACAACGAGGCCAGUGACAGCGACGAAGAUCGUCAAUAGCCUGCCCUUUUUUGCUUUUUGUUUGUUUCGAUUGUUGCGUUGAUUGAGCUUUGUUAGACAACUUUGUAAUCUGAUACCCGUUCACUAUUCCUUGCAUCGAUGAUACUGUGUAUAUUCUAUGACAGUAUAUGCCAC